ACACAAAAUCAAGUAGGGACAAGCUAUAACAAUCCUCAAAAAUAAAGCCGUUUCAAGACGGCCAACAAAAACCCACAAAACCACCACUUUCUCAGCCGGCUCUCCUCCUCCACUCCCUCCACCAUUUUUCUCUAUUUUUAUAUUCUUAUUGGAUUCAGGGCUCAAUCUUUCUUCUAUAAACAAACCCUUUAUUUCCAAUUGACUUUUAAAGUUUGUAUUUAGAAGAGUGAUCAGUGAAGUUUCAUGGCCAAAACUUCAAAGAAAAACCAGAAGAGCAGCUCAACCAAUAGCAUUACUGAUAAGAAUGAUGCAAUUGGGAAGUCGAAGAGGACCAGAAAAAGCGUCCCGAGAGAGUCUCCGCAGCAACGCAGUUCGAUUUAUCGGGGCGUCACAAGGCACCGGUGGACUGGUCGUUAUGAAGCUCAUUUAUGGGAUAAGAAUUGCUGGAACGAGUCUCAAAAUAAGAAAGGAAGACAAGUUUAUCUGGGGGCCUACGAUGAUGAAGAAGCAGCUGCACAUGCAUAUGAUUUAGCAGCAUUGAAGUAUUGGGGACAAGAUACCAUAUUGAAUUUUCCUCUCUCAACAUACCAAGUGGAGCUUAAGGAAAUGGAAGGCCUAUCAAAAGAAGAGUAUAUUGGUUCCUUAAGAAGGAAAAGCAGUGGAUUUUCUCGGGGAGUGUCAAAAUAUAGAGGCGUCGCAAGACACCAUCAUAACGGAAGAUGGGAGGCUCGAAUAGGCAGGGUAUUUGGCAACAAAUAUCUUUACCUCGGAACAUAUGCCACACAAGAAGAAGCAGCAACAGCGUAUGACAUGGCCGCAAUAGAGUAUCGUGGACUUAACGCUGUUACUAACUUUGAUUUGAGUCGUUACAUCAAGUCGCUACGACCUAAUGAAAAUAACACCGACCAUCCUCAACCGAAUCCUAACCUGAAUCCAAUGUCAAAUCCAGAAUUAGGGUUUGGCGUCCUUCACCUCCUAACACAAAGCUCAAGCUCAGCCGAAAUAGCCGACACUCGUCCGCAGCCAGGUAGCGUAGCCUCUACUUCAUCUGCACUAGGGAUUUUGCUACAAUCCUCCAAGUUUAAAGAAAUGUUGGAACAAACAACAGCACAAGAUAACCCUUCUAGCCCUUUGGAACCGGGUGCUCCUCGACGAAGUUUCCCAGACGACAUACAAACAUCAUUUGAAUUCCAAGAAUCAAGCAGUUUUGCUGAGGAACAUGACAUUAUCUUUGGUGACUUGAAUUCAUCAUUUGCAUCACAAAUAUUCCGAAGUGAGCUUGAUGCUUAAUUAGCUAAGCAUGAUCAAACAAUCCAGGAGUUUUACACGAGAUUUCUAUUGUGAAUAGAAAGUUGAACAGCAAUGGCGGAUAUAUACAUGAUAAACACAUUAAGCUAUUUGACAUGUCAAUUAAGACAUGUUUUUCUUAAGAUUUUUUAUUACCCAUUUUUGAAAUACUGUUGCUUCAUUAUUAUGUAGAUAGAGUUGGAAUUAAUAUAUACAUUCAUUUAUCUGAUUAUCAUGUAAGUAAGGGUUUUCUUCAUACUAAAUCUUUGGUUAUC
This is a messenger RNA of Olea europaea var. sylvestris, 1562 nucleotides long. Its product is annotated as AP2-like ethylene-responsive transcription factor At1g16060. The transcript has 8 exons. Gene Ontology annotation, biological process: regulation of DNA-templated transcription. Lineage: Eukaryota; Viridiplantae; Streptophyta; Magnoliopsida; Lamiales; Oleaceae. Bases 244 to 1290 code for a protein of 348 amino acids. Gene Ontology annotation, molecular function: DNA-binding transcription factor activity; DNA binding. The record is from RefSeq and is a predicted model, not a curated record.